Olea europaea var. sylvestris is the source of this 2182-nucleotide messenger RNA. RefSeq lists its product as uncharacterized. Lineage: Eukaryota; Viridiplantae; Streptophyta; Magnoliopsida; Lamiales; Oleaceae. The coding region runs from base 214 to 1944 and encodes 576 amino acids. The record is from RefSeq and is a predicted model, not a curated record. The transcript is spliced from 10 exons.
ACGACUGAAUUGUUGCGGUUAGCCAGUAUCAAUUUCAAACUACUUGUUCUCCUGAAAGCUCCCUUUUAUCUUUAUUAUCAAACUAUUAUUCUAGCCAUAAUUUACUUCAAGUACAAGCAUUUGUAUAAUCAAAAUCUGAUAAUCAUUCUGUUUUGAUGUCCUCCCAAGGCCCUGACUCAGGUUGAAGGUUUGGUUUGGAUCAUUUUCUGAUUCAUGGAGGAUUCAUCAUUACUUCCACCAGAGAUUAUUAAAAAGAAGCUUAGUGGACAACAAAAGAAAGAGGAACUUGAAAGAGAGGUUUCAGUGCUUCACAAAAUGCUGGCUCAUGAACAAAAGGUGCACGAAUUUCUCCAGCAACUUCAAAAUCGACAGGAUGGUUCUUCUCUCAGCAUCCCAAACUACUUACCACCAAAAGUGAAAGAGCUAUUGGCCGAGCUAGCUAUGGUUGAAAAUGAGAUUGUGCGAUUGGAAAGCCAAAUCAGCCAGCUUCAAUCUGAGGUGAAAAAUGAAAAGGAAUCGAAUUCCAAGCAAUGGCAGCAGAAUGGAACUCCAAAAAAUAACAAUGAAAACACAAGCAGGCAUCGUUCCAACGAGAAAACCAUGUUUGAGGCCAAGGGGCUACAUUUUAUUAGCAAGGCUAUAAAAGGAGAUUACAAUCUCAGUGACUUCAGAAUAAAUGAUAAAGGGACGAAUCCAAAAGGUUUGUCUGAUCAUAAGGAAAAUAAUUUUCACGAUGAAAUUGGAAUAUUUCGUGAAAAGGUUUCAAAGAGAAGUGGGAUGCUUAAAGCUGCCUCUCCAUUUCGAGACAUGAGGCAUCCAACCCCAAGAAAAGACCGUAACCUUGAAAUUCCUGCGGAUAUCCUGCAAAAAGUUAUGUCAACUCCAAUUCAUUCAGAAGAACAAAGCAUUCACAAGUGGCCACCAAACAAGUUAUCUGAGAACAUCAUGAAGUGUUUGAUCUUCAUUUUUGUAAGGCUACUUCGAACGUCAAGAGCAAUGGAAUUAGAGAAAUCAGGCCAAAUAGCCCGGUCUACAAACUUUUCUCUAAGUUUUCGUGCUGAGACAAGCUUAAAUUCAAAAACAAGCCUCAUGUUUCAGAAAGACUCUAGACAGCAAGAUCCCUAUGGAAUUUUUGAUUCUGAAGAGUCUAUUACAAGGGAUAUUGGCCCCUAUAAAAACUUGGUUAGAUUCACAUCGAGUUCUAUGGAUCCAAAAUGCAUCCAAAACUCGAACUCGGUACCUUUAUUUCAGAAGUUAAAGGUGUUAAUGAAUGGUCUUCAGAAGGUGGACUUGAGAUUCUUGAGUCAUCAACAGAAGCUGGCUUUCUGGAUCAACAUGUACAAUGCUUCUAUCAUGCAUGGGUUCCUUCAAUAUGGGAUUCCUUCUAGUUCUACACCUGAGAAGUUGUUUAAACUUAUCCACAAGGCAACUCUGAAUAUUGCUGGUAACAUAAUAAAUGCUCAGGCAAUUGAACAUUUUAUCCUGAGAAAACUUGAGCCUUCACUGCUUAAACAGAUUACUGGGAAGGGAGAAAAGGAUAACAAAGAGGCUAUAGUUGGUGAACUUUAUGGACUUCAGUCACCAGAUCCAAAUGUCAUCUUUGCCCUGUGCUGCGGUACACGUUCUUCACCAGCAGUAAAAAUAUAUACAGCAGAGGGUGUCGUAGGUGAAUUGGAAAGAUCAAAGCUGGAGUACCUGCAAGCUUCAAUAGUUGUGACAAGCACAAAAAGAAUAGCACUCCCUGAACUGCUGCUUGGGAACAUGCAGGAUUUCUCCAGAGACGUCGACUCAUUGAUGGAAUGGGUGUGCGAGCAGUUACCUACCUCGGGAUCUUUGAGGAAAUCAAUUGUGGAUUGUUUUCGGGGACUUCAUGGUGGCAAAGCAUCUGGCAUUGUUGAGAAGAUACCUUAUGAAUAUGAGUUCCAGUACUUGUUGACCAUGUGAAGUUAAGACUAUAAUUUUGUUGCAAAUAUGUAGCAUAAAAAUGCUAUGUAGGCAUAGACUGAUCAAAUAAUGAUGAUGAUUAUUAUGUUGUGCAUGCAAAAGCAACUAUCUUAUGAACAUAUAGGGGUAAAUUCUGAUGGCGUAUAGAAAUAGAAUUGAAACAGGGUAUAUUUUUUUAACUACUUGUCAUUGAUUGUAACACAUAAAUGUUGAAUAAAUGAAACAAAUCAUUCAAACA